CCUUCUCUCUCUCUCUCCUCUCCUUCCGCUUCCUUCUCCGCCACCUCAAACACCAAAAAAUUAGCAGCGACCCCAAAAAACCAGAGAUCUUUUCGCACCAAAAAAUUUGAGGAAAAAAAUACGAGGGCGAAACCCUAGCGAGGGGCGAAUUCCUCCGCGCAUUGCCUCCCCCCGCGCGCGUCGCGUGCCGGAGCUGGGUCGUGGGGUCGCCGGCGGCCGCGGCGGCGCGGGCGAGGCGUCGUUGGUAGUGCUCCUCGGUCGCUGGUUGCGCUUGAGCAGGCGGACGCGAUCAGGAAGGGGGGUGCCGCAGCCUAGGCCGCCGGAGACGGCGGCAACGGGGAGGAGGAGGAAAUGGCGCUGUUCCGGAGGCUGUUCUACCGGAAGCCGCCGGAUCGGCUCCUCGAGAUCGCAGACCGCGUCUACGUAUUCGAUUGUUGCUUCUCAACAGAAACCAUGGAUCAAUUCAAAUACAAGAAUUACCUGGACAGCAUUGUGUUGCAGCUCCGUGAGCAGUUUGCAGAUUCUUCAUUGAUGGUAUUAAACUUCAGAGAUGAAGGAAAAAGUCUGGUUUCAGGCUUGUUCUCCCUGUACAGAAUUACAGUCAAAGAUUACCCCUGCCAAUACUUAGGAUGUCCAUUGCUUCCUUUGGACAUCGUCAUCCACUUCCUCAGGCUGAGCGAGAGGUGGCUUAUGUUUGAAGGGAAGCAAAAUAUUCUGCUAAUGCACUGUGAGAAAGGCGGAUGGCCAGUGUUGGCAUUUAUGCUUGCAGCUCUUCUUCUGUACCGGAAACAAUACAAUGGGGAACAAAGAACUCUGGACAUGGUGUACAAGCAAGCACCGAAGGAGCUUCUUCAGAUGUUAACAACAUUAAAUCCACAGCCUUCUCAUGUUCGAUAUCUACAGUACAUAUGCAGAAUGGACUACGAGUUGGGGUUGCCCACACAACCUAUUCCUUUCACCCUGGAUUGUGUAAUUCUUAGAGGAGUACCAAAUUUCGAUGGAGUAGGUGGUUGUAGGCCAAUAGUUCGAGUGUAUGGGCAGGAUAUUCUAACGCUUGAUAGAGGUCGCAAUGCUCUUGCAACACCAUUCAAAGCCAAGAAACAUGUUAGGCGUUACAGACAGGCAGACAACAUGCCGGUGAAGUUAAAUGUGGGAUCAUGCGUCCAAGGUGAUGUGGUCCUUGAAUGCUUGCAUGUGGAUGAUGGCCUAGAAAAUGAAAGGCUAAUGUUUAGGGUGAUGUUCAAUACUUUCUUUAUCCAGUCUCACAUUUUACAGUUGAACUUUGAGCACAUUGAUGUCUCUUGGGAUGCUGAUCACCGGUUCAUAAAGAACUUCAAAGCAGAGGUACUCUUUUCAGAGUUUGAUGCUGAAUCUGAUGCGUCUUCCGAAAUUGCAUCUGGUGAUGAUGAUGAUGACGACGACGACGACUGUGGUGAUGAGAUAGAAGUUGGCUCUGCUGAUGAGUUCUUUGAAGCAGAAGAAAUCUUCAGUAGUCUUGACUUACAUGAUGGACACAAGGAUGCUGAUUUUCGUUCCAUAGCUUCUUCAGAUCGUACUUCAAGCAUUGAAGCUAGGAAAAUCUCACCAUUUUCCAGUCUUGAGCUGAGCAGUGAUGAUAUUGAUGGAUCACCAGAAAGUAAAACCGAUGACAUGAAUAUGUCAUUUGGAAUACUAAAUGAUGAAAAUGCAUGCACAUCUGUUGACACCAAUAUUAUGCAUGAAGAUAUAACGAGAGUAGUGUCAAGUUUGGAAAGUACAACAGAUGGAGGCAGAGACAACAUCAAUUCGAGUUCUGCUACCUACAUAGAUAAAGAUGAUGGCUGCACAGUUGAAAACAGUGAUUCAAGGCAGGACAGGACAGUGGAUCCCAAGCAAGACUUGAGUCAUACUGAUAACGUGCUGGUCAAAGAGGUGAUUAUAUUGGAAACCAAUAGUCCAAAGGACAUUCAGAUGAUCAAAGAAGUAAUCAUAUCUGAAGUCACCACUCCAAAACAAGUGCUGGAGGGCGAGAUUGAAUUAGGCAAUGCAGUCCACAAUUCAGAAAGCAUCAUAUUGACGGAGGCUGAUAGUACUGAAGGACUUAACAUUGACAUUGCUCUCAAACAGGAUGAGGGAGAUAGUCCAAGAGAAGAAUGCGUUACUUCUGUCAAUGGCACCAAACAAGAAAACAACAGUAAUACGGAUCAGCCUAGCAUCAGUGAAACAAACGUACUAGUGAUUGAGCCCGCAGAUCAGAAUAACAGGAUGGAGCCUCCAGUGGUAGGGAGGCCACACCUGCAGAGCACAAGUGCUACCCUGAUUUUAAAUUCUGGUGAGCAAAAGAUUAAGCAGUCUGAUGCUUCCAAUAACAAUGGAACUGCAGAACAAACAGAGGGAACGGAAGCUUCCGUAUCCAACUCGACAGGCCAACCUUUGAAUAUUUCUUCUGUGAAUAUGCUACCUGAAGGUUUUAGCCUGGAAGCAAAUGGCGCUCUAACUCAUGCCAGUGCAAGUACAGUUACAGCUGACUCGUCUCGACUGGCGCUAAAGAAAAAAACUUUUCUUCCUUUGUCAACACAACGUAUUUUUGCUCCAUUUUCUCCCAGGCGUAAUGUGCUCCGUUCAGCAUCGACAGAUUUGUCCUUUCUAUCUCCAUUGCAAACAGAAUCUAAUCAGAACUCUGUUCCUUCUACAAGCGGGAGGGAUGUUGUUGCUACACCUUCAGUGUCUCCACCGCCCCCAUCCUCUACAUCUCUGAGAUCAUCCCUAGUAAAUCCCCCUCUACGACCAAUCAAAACUGUUUCAUCUUUACCUUCAUCUUCAUCAUUGGAAGCAUAUAUAGAGAUGUCAGCUUCCUAUUCUCCAUUAUCACAUGUUAACCCUCAUCGUCCCUUGAUACCAUUAUCACCACCUCGACAACCUUACCCAGCAAAGACACAUGAAAAAGAUUUACAUCCAGGUAGUCUAUCUUUUCCUGUUUUGCCUGCUUCCAACAGGUAUGCAUCUCACCCUCCAGCGCCAUCCCCACCUCCUCCUUCACAUACACUUUGUACUAAAAUUAAUUCAAGCACCUCAAUAUCUCAUCAUGCACAAAGAAGAGAAAAAGGGUCUUGCUCCUCUAGUCCUCGUAAACAAACUAUUCUCAACCUAGGUUUUUCCUCUCUAACUUUACCAUCCAAAAGUAGUAUAGUGAUGACAGACUUUAUCUUAGGAGCCUCUGAUUUUAUAGACACGGAAGUAACAAACAGAAGAAAUAUACCAACUGACAUGGAUGUUCCAACUACCAGUGAAGAUACAAAGUAUUUCUUUCACAUGCCUCAUUCUUUAUCUCCCAAAACUUCUCAACAUAGUACACCACAGUCUCCACCUCUGCUUCCUCUACUGCCACAACUACCAUUGCCAAUUACAGAUAGUGAAUCAGUACCACUUAUAAGCUCAAAGUCUUCUUCAGAUUGUUCAUAUAAAGAAGCAGCAACACCACCAGGAAAACAACCCCCCUCUCAACCUCCACUUCUUGGAGCAAAUGAUCCUUCAAGUUCAAAAUUUAAAGAGGAAGUACCUCAUGAACAGCCUUUAGAUCCUCCUUUGGAAGCAUGCAAGGAGUUCUCGCGGCAUGAACUGAUCAAUGAAACCCCACCCUCCGCAGUUCAUAUAAAAGAACAUGGAGCCAUUCCAACCCCACCACAUCCACCCAGCUGGCAUAGGGGAAUUUCACCUGUUCAUAUACUUACACGUCAACCCCGUCACCCACCUUCAACACCACCUGCAGCCCCGCCUUUGCCACCACACUUGUCUUUACUCCCAUCUCUAGAACCUUUGCCCUCACCUUCAGUUACACCCUCAACACAAUCCUUGUCAUCUCCCCAUUUACCUCAAACACCAGCUCUUCAUAUAAAUGAUAUAUCAUCCCCGUCUGCCCCACCGCCUCCUCCACCUCCGCCUAGAGAGCAUGAAGUAAUUUGCCCUUUGCCUCCAAUUUCACCUAAAAGGCAUGAUGUACCCUCACCUCCACCACCACCUCCUUUUGGACAACAUCAAGCACUUUUGCCUCCUUCCAUUUCCCAGGAUCAUGUAAUAGCUCCACCUCCACCUCUAACAAGGGAUGCUGGAAUUCUGCAGCCACCACCACCUCCACCUAGAGAGAGUGCUGGGAAUUUCCCUCCUCAUCCUAUUGAAGGAAGCCCAUCUCCAGCUCUACUAGAAUGUCAAGUUGGAGCUCCAAUUCCGCCAUCACCUCCUUUUUGUGAAGGAAAGGAAAGAAUUCCACCUCCAAUUUCUCUUGAAGGAAAUAAAACAACUCCACAGCCUUCUCUUAUUAGAGGACGAGAAGGAACUCCACUGCAAGAUGGAUUUCAAGGUGGAGCUCCGCCUCCAACACCACCUCUUGGAGUGCAUGGAGGGGCUCCAUCGCCACCGCCACCACCUCCUGUAGCAUGUGGAGUGGCUCCACCGCCGCCGCCACUUCCCGGAGGAUACGAAGGGCCGCCUCCACCUCCUCUGCUACCUCCUGGUGCACAUAGUGGAGCUCCACCGCGGCCACCACUUCCCGGAGGAUACAAAGUGGCACCUCCACCUCCUCCGCUACCACCUGGAGCCUAUGGUGGGGCUGCACCACCGCCGCUGCCACCUCCCGGAGGAUAUGGAGGGGCACCUCCACCUCCUCCACCUGGAGGAAUCGGAGGAGUUCCACCUCCACCACCGCCUAUUGGAGGGAUAGGAGGUACUCCAACUCCUCCACCUCCUGCAGGAUUUCGAGGUGGAGCUCCGUCUCCUCCUCCUCCUCCCGGAGGAUAUGGCGGGACUCCUCCACCACCUCCUCCUAGAGGGCAUGGAGGAGUAGGUGCCCCCCCUCCCCCACCAGGUGCACCUGCUCCUCCAAUGCCCCCCGGAAUACCUGGUGGCCCCCCUCCACCUCCUGGAGUACCUGGUGGCCCCCCUCCACCUCCUGGUGGACGAGGUGGCCCCCCUCCACCUGGUGCAAGAGGUCUUCGUUCCUUGGGCGCAACCUCACUUACUGUAGCACGGAAGUCAUCUCUAAAACCACUGCACUGGGUCAAAGUAACAAGAGCAAUGCAAGGAAGUGUAUGGGCAGAAAUUCAAAAGCAAGAUGCUGAUAGCGAUUCUGAGUUCGAUGUGAGUGAACUGGCAUCUCUUUUCACUAUUGCUCCAAAGGCAAAAGGUGGCGCAAAAUCAGAAGGGGCUGGAAAAUCUCUUGGUUCCAAAACUGAUAAGAUUCACCUGAUGGAUAUAAGACGGGCAAAUAACACAGAGAUCAUGUUGACGAAAAUCAAAAUGCCACUCUCCGAAAUGAUGAGUGCUGCUCUGGCCUUGGACGAUUCAAUUUUAGACGCUGAUCAGGUUGAAAAUCUCAUAAAGUUUUGCCCAACAAAAGAGGAAAUGGAUCUUCUAAAGGUUGUUUCCAAACUAACACUUCCUUGAAUUUUCCCCUUGUCUCUAGUAUAAUCAUGAACAAUUUUUUUUCUACGUAUUUUGUAAAUUUGGCUGGCAGAACUUUACAGGAGACAAGGAAACUCUUGGAAAGUGUGAACAGUUCUUUCUAGAAUUGAUGAAGGUGCCAAGGAUUGAAUCUAAGUUUAGGAUAUUUGCUUUCAAGAUUCAGUUUCAGACACAGAUUAGGGAUGUUAGAAAGAAUUUGCUGACCGUGGCAGCGGCUUGUGAGGAGCUCAGAGGCUCUGAGAAGCUGAAGGUGAUCAUGAAGAACAUUCUGUUAAUUGGGAACACAUUAAAUGAAGGGACACCAAGAGGCCAGGCUGUUGGUUUCCGCUUGGACAGUAUCCUAAAACUUGUAGAGACCCGUGCAACCAGCAGUAGAACAACACUAAUGCACUUUCUUUGCAAGGAAAGUCACCAGAACUACUGGAUUUUCAUGAGGAUCUAGUUAGCUUGGAAGCUGCUUCGAAGUUGCAAUUGAAAGCAUUGGCGGAGGAACAGCAGGCAGUUGUAAAAGGGCUAGAGAAAGUUGAACAGGAACUAACUGCUUCAGAAACUGAUGGGCCAGUUUCUGAUGUUUUUCGAAAGACUUUAAAGGAGUUCCUUGAUGAUUCUGGUGCUGAUGUACGUGCCCUAUCAGCACUCUACGCUGAUGUAGGUAGAAGUGCAGAUGCAAUUUCCCUUUAUUUUGGAGAAGACCCUGCAAAAUACCCUUUUGAGCAAGUUGCUUCCACCCUUCUGACCUUUGUGGGGUUAUUUCGGAAGGCGCACGAGGAGAAUCUCAAGCAGAUUGAGGCUGAGAGGAAGAAAGCGCUGAAAGAAGCGGAAAAGGAAGCAAGCCAGGACAGAACUCCUGUAAAAUCGAAAGAUGGAAAUGUAGGAUCACCAAGGUCGCCCUUCAAAUGAUAUCUGUCCCGAAACAUGGACACGGUCAUCAGAUUUUCCUCAGCAGACGACCUCUGCCAGCCAUGCAGACCUUCAGGAGGCUGGACUGUCACCAGAUGCAUGACUUCCUUGGGGACAUCUCAUGCCUACAAGACAAGAUACUUCCGGUUGGACAUCCACGUUUGAUAGCCCAUGACACUGUACAAAGCUAACCCAGCACCUAACGUAGGUCCAUGUGUACAGAUUUCUUAUUAGAUUUUCCCCCAUUUGUUUUACACUAGCAGUAGCAGCAGGAGUAGGCCAGUGGUUGUAAAUUAGGAAAAUGAAAGAAAUGUAAGCAAUGAUUUGUAGUCUAGAAGAAAUAGAAAAGGAUUAGUGUUUACCACAGGAAAUUUUGCUACCAACAGAUUAGGCGGUUUUGAAGCGAUAGAUAGGUUGACACACAACACUAUAGCUCAACCAGGUGAUUCUACAAUAUAUGUACUUUCUGUAACCGCUAUGCACAGUCAUGUUUUCGAUUUGUUGCCAAAUCAUGCAUCGAGGUGCUUGUGCA
This is a messenger RNA of Triticum aestivum (bread wheat), 6868 nucleotides long. RefSeq names its product formin-like protein 12. The record is from RefSeq and is a predicted model, not a curated record. NCBI's taxonomy places the organism in Eukaryota, Viridiplantae, Streptophyta, Magnoliopsida, Poales, Poaceae. The transcript has 17 exons. The coding region runs from base 352 to 5418 and encodes 1688 amino acids.